CUAAAGCUUGACAACUGUUGGGAAUUUAGACACAUUCGCCUUAACGCAGUUACUUAUGUCCUGUUCAUUGGGUCCAAAGAAUCACAAUGGCGAACGAUAGGAUCCGCCUCACGCCGAUUAUCUUGAUAAUUUGGUCUAUUGCAAUGGAAGCGCUGUCAAAUGGCGAUUCGUACUAUGUGGGACGAGAUUGGCUUGAGUCUGGACCAAUAAAUAAUGAGCAUAUGCAUAUUCGGAAAAAACGUGUGGUUGGAACCAACAUUAACGAUGCCAACUUUACGUUUGUUGAGGUUGCCAGCCAAACGAUGGGUUCGAUGUUGGUUGAAAUUGGCGACAGUUUCACAUUUGAAGUCACAAUUGAUUUACCUGGAAUACUUGACACCAAAAAGUCGGACAUGGUCAUCGAAAUCUUUGGGCUCGAUUCAUCAAACGGUGUGGCAGGAAUCCAUGUUUGCCAAGCUCAUGAGGAGGAAAUAAGUGGACAUGGUGAAAAUAUCAGAUCCAUUCAAGAAUAUCCAGUAUAUGUCAAUGAAAUGCCCUCUCAUCGCAAGAACUUUGUUGCAAAGACCAGGAUGAUUCGAGAGCAAUUGCAUACAGAGGGAUUCGGCGAUGUCGGAAAUGCCAACAAAAUUCAGGCACAAUUUCAAGCAGUGGUUGUAAAUGCUGGACUGGAUGAAAAUUGGUCAUAUCAAAACGGAGGCACGCAUUACAUAACCGUUGGAAUUCAAUAUGGAGACGAAUUCCUCUGGAUCGGCCAAGCAAGUUUUAUUGUGGAUUUGAAAAAUCAAGAUUAUGACUUCGCCGUGAACAUUGAAUCAGGCCCAAUCGACACGGACAAGACCAGUUUUAUGAAGGGCAAAGGAUAUAUCUUCACCAUACGUGCGAAUGUUGUGGAACCAGUUGCUGAUGUGGCCUUACAAGUUUUUCAGCCUCUCGGUUAUAACGACGUUUUCCACAUUGGUCACAUUCAGAGAAGAAUGGGAAAUGCGUUUGCUUGCAGCCCUCAGGAUGGAUGGCAGGACAAGUACAGUUUAUCGCCCUCGGAUUUGACAGUAAAUAAUGCCAGCAUUUUCUAUUCGUUUCUGGUUAAUCGAGAGGCUCAGCGCGACAUAAGCAAUGAUGCGAACGAAAUUGUGUUUUUGGUGCCAGUCCACGUGAUGAAUAUUGAUUCACUUCCACCCGGUGUCAAUCGGACGCUCUCGUUUGUCUUGCAAGUCGGGAAAGAAAAAAUUUGGACAACGCUAGAAGAAAGACCAAUCUCAGAUCAACCUCUCACACUUUCCAAUGGAGUAACUCCCACUUUUUUAAGCGUUAGGCUACUAAAUAACGUGACAAGUAACCAAAUACCAAAAGGUGAUAGCAUCGUGUUCUUGGUGGAGUUGAGGUGUCCUAAAUCUGCUUAUUGCAAGUUCGACGUUGAAUUGCUUUCCUCAGCAAACGGACAACCCGCAAUUCCGGUUGGAGCUCGAAUUAUUAACGGUGGAACCAUUGCCUAUUUUUCUCCUCCAUGGUCCGUUUAUGCAAACCAAGACGAAAACGUGGUGGUGAGCUUCGGCAAAGUUGAAAACCCUGCUUCUGAGGACACUGACGUCAGUUUGGAAUUGACAUACGCACUUGACCCAACAGCUGACGAUGCUCACUUGAUUGAGUUAGUUAAUCCAAAAAUUGGGGGUUUACCUAUUGUUUUACCAAAGGAUUUGAAAGCUUCUAGCAAUAAUUUAAAUUCGAUGUUAAAAGUGGAAAUUGAUGAUUUUGGAUUUGAUGAAAACGUUCAUAUUCAUGGGCAAGCUGCUUUCGAGUUAAGAGUCACUGUAGAAUCUGGAGCAGGAGCCGAAGGAUUGGUUUUAGAAGCUAUCCCCGAUCUUGAUUUCGAUCAUGAGUUAAGAAUUUGCUCCUUGAGGAUUUUGGACAUUGGUCGAGGGCUUCCUUGUGUUUACCAUUCUCAUUAUAAACCAAAUGCAGAAUAUUACAAAUCAGAUGAGACUCUACCAUUCAAUAACUUGGCCAAACUCAAGUUGGAUCGAAUUUGCCCCUAUUCUGUUCCAAAGAUGGAUAAAAACGACAACCAAUUUGUGGCCCGAAUCGUAUAUGAAUCACCAACGGCUCUCAAAACUACUCCAAGUACAUUUAAACUGAAUGGCGGACUAAGAAUUAAAGACGAAGUAGUUUGGGUGGCUUCAAAAAGUUUCCAGCUCAUAGACACUGCAAUGAAUACCACAAAUCUUGAAUACGCACAAGGAAGCGACGUUUCUUCUUCUCCUUUCGUUGCGACUUAUCCCACAAUAGCGACAAGAGGGCGCAAACCCUCAUUCCACCCAGGGGAGGGAAUAUCUGAACAAUAUAUAUUGAAAUUUCCACCGUUGUCGAGAGGCGCCUACAACUUUGUCUUAAAACCGUACGCCCACUCACGCGCAUGCAAAAUUAAAAUCACCCAUAUUGGAGAAAAUUAUCCAUGCACUCAACCUCCCGGUCCAAUGAUUACUGGAUUUGAAAAUAUUGAAAUUCAGUACGAUUCAAAUGGAAACAACAUGGAGUCAGAAUUUGGAGAGUCUGUGACACUUAAACUUAAGGGUUUGACCAAUUGGGGUAGAAGUCCCGUCCAUUUCGACUUGACUCCAGAUGAAAAUUCGAUCCAAGUCGUUGCCUUUUACCAGCUUGAUCCAAAAGCUAUUUUCACCGUGAACGACGUAAUGGAUCUCAAUUUUGAGUUGCAUGAAGCUUCUUCCAAUGGUAAGGUACUUCAAAAAGGAAACACAACCCACGCACUGGAUCCAAUAGUGUUACCAACGGGCCAAAAACACCUUCCUAUACCAAAUGUAACAGUGGAAUUUCUUAAUGUGGCCACUAUGAGCAAAGGAUUACUGUUCAAGAAGGCACCCAAUAUUCUCCGCAUCCAUGUUCCUAUUCCUGCCACUAUGUUAGGUGAUAUGAAAGUUUCUUUGGUGAAUGUUGAUUUCGCCUCCGGCUUGGACCUGCUUCAGUUUUGCAACUUAACAUUGACGGAACAAGGUGCAAACAUUCCCUGUGUCCAUCCAAUCAACAGUGUUUCCACAAACUACAGUGCCGAUGCAUAUCGUACUCUGGAAAACAACAUUACCUUAUAUAAAUCAAUCGAUGCGUAUGUGAAUGGAAUUUGCCAUUUUGCGUAUUCUAGGGACACCAAUGAUAACUAUCUGACAUUUGAAGCCAGCGUCUUGGUUUUAAAUGAAACUCAAGAGGGAAAAGAGGUCUCCUUAAAAAUCGUUAUUGAAUCUGAGGAAUUUAUGGGCAAUGGUGAAGUAGACAUAAUUCUUCCCAAUGGUAACAAACCUAGGAUUGCCGAGCCAUUAGAAAAUGACGUUGUUGUGGACUUGGUUACUCCAAAUGAGGCUCAAGUAGUGGCGCUCGAAGGAAAUCCUAGUACUUGUGAGAUUGGAGAAAAGAUUUGGAUAGGGUAUAAUAUUACCGUACCCAGAGGCAAGACAAUCAAAAUGGAGGCAGCCCUCUUGUUACCAUCCGAAAACAAUCGGGCCUUAUUUCAUGCUGUCGAUGUAAAAUUUGACACUUGCAACGGGAAAAAUGUGCUUUGUAUGAAUCCGUCAAUUGACUUGCAACGUACUUUUCCUACGACAUUCCUGAAAUCCAGUAAUAUUACAACAUUCAUGCAACGCGACAUUGUAACCAUCGACUUUGGAUAUGUUACAAAUGCAGGACUUUCGUUCAAGCAGGGGCUUUACGACGGCGACUUGGAUGAUACUUUUUCACUACGGUUCCUCAUUCAAAAGUCGGACCAUCAGAUUUGGGACCGAAACAUGGAUAGGCCAAUUCAAUGUUCAAUCAAAUUCGGAGACGUCGCUACAGUUGUUGAAAGUUGGAUCGGGUUUGAAAUAUCAAAAUUGAAAGAGGAGCAAGGACAAAUGUUCAUCACUUCAAAUCUGUCAGAGCCCUCUAAACAAUACGAAAACGGAGACACAAUUUAUGUUCAGUCCGUCAUCAAACAUGACGAAAUGUCCACACGUGAAGGUUAUCCUACCUUCAUUCAAGUGAUUGUUCCCCAUUAUUUGACUUAUAAAGAAAAUUCGGAUUCGUUUUUAACAAAUUAUUCGAGCAUUGGAAACGACGAAAUCGUGACCGUCACUGUUGCAAAUACCUCAGGAAUCUUGUUUCAAUUUCCUCAAGGUAUCAGCUUCCCGGAUAUCGUUGAAUUGAAUUUUUCAUUGAGCGUUGAGAUGGACGGAAAGAGGCCAAUUGGUUCGGGGGUAGAGUCCUCGGCGAUUGUUUUUGCUCCAAUUUGCUUUCACUCUGGCCAUAACAAGACAAAUUCGAGCGUGUCCAAUUGUGGUUCACUUCGUGCAUUGCCAUUCGAAAGUUGUGCUCCAGAGUGCCUCGAUGAAAUAACUUUUAACAAGACUUGUCAAAUAACUGCCUCAUCAACAUUCGAUGAAUCAUUGUUUCCUCCACAUUUCGUCAUUCCAAGUUUGAGUAACUCACCUGUCUCUGGUUGGGCACCGGCUUUGAAAACACCCCUAAACUCCAGGAGCGAGUUCCCUGAUUAUUUGGAAUUCAAUUUCCUUGCUGCCGUUCGGAUUGGCCAAAUUUAUGUCCACAGUGAAACCGAUACAUUUCGCCAAGUCAAAACGAUCCAAAUCCAGUAUGGUCAUAUACACGGCUUUUUUACAAACUGGAAAGAUCCCGUUCGACUUGAUCUUGGCCCUAAAAUCGAAAUCGACCCGUCCUUAGAAGCACAAUUCAUCCGCUUGAUUUUAGUGAGCACCGACAUUCAAGACGUUAUGGAAAAGCCACCCGGUAUAAGCAAAGUUGAAUUCAAGGGUUGUUUGCCUCAGCCUCAACAAUUGUCUUCGUGUCAAAACGAAGAAGAAUCAUCUAGGGCCUCCGAAUAUUUCGCAGUUGAUGAUUUUCGAGACAUUGUAUAUUAUUGUGAAAGAUUGGAUACAAGAGCCAGAACCAAUUGUUAUGCUUCAGGCGGGAGAGGGAUCGUAGCCGGAUGGACAGAACUACCCAAGUACGUCAGUUCGUUGAUUGGAUAUGAUCAAGAAGAGAAGUUAAUGCUAUUCACUGGUCUGACUGACAGAUAUUGCUUCAAAAGUGUCGACGGUCAAAAAAUAACACAACUGGAUUGCACUAAGCUUGAAACACUACCUUCAUUAAUUGAAGCAAAUAGAAUCCGCCGGCCCGAAACAACAACCAGCCCUCAGAAAGGAACAUGGACUGGACAACAAUUGCAAUACGGAGGUCGGUUGGAAGGAAUCUAUGACGAGACCAACAUUAUUUUGCAGUGGAAAUCAUGUUGUCUUUGAACUUAAGGGAACAAUGGGUUUUUUUCAAGAUCAAUUUCUUGAUCAAUUUUUAUCAUAGAGCCGGAAGGUCGAAUAGCAAUGUCUUCUCUACAAGUUUUUUCACUUCAAUUCACUUAUGCUCAUGCAAACACACAUUCACAUUCACACAUACCUGGAACAACAAAAUAUGAUUUUCAUAGACUUGCUCAUAUGUUCACUUCUAGGUGGGUCAAAUUUUUAUAUUUCUUGCAACCCUCUUCCUUCAAACACAAAUUUAUCUAUGUAUUUUUGUCAUGAGUGCAUUUUGAAUCAAAAUAAACGACAUAUUUGUAAUCUUCACACACAA
This is a messenger RNA of Tigriopus californicus, 5619 nucleotides long. RefSeq lists its product as uncharacterized. The record is from RefSeq and is a predicted model, not a curated record. The coding region runs from base 87 to 5294 and encodes 1735 amino acids. The transcript has 26 exons. NCBI's taxonomy places the organism in Eukaryota, Metazoa, Arthropoda, Copepoda, Harpacticoida, Harpacticidae.